Messenger RNA from Nematostella vectensis (starlet sea anemone), 1572 nucleotides. Its product is annotated as dysbindin. Gene Ontology annotation, biological process: negative regulation of protein kinase activity. Bases 117 to 1214 code for a protein of 365 amino acids. NCBI's taxonomy places the organism in Eukaryota, Metazoa, Cnidaria, Anthozoa, Actiniaria, Edwardsiidae. The record is from RefSeq and is a predicted model, not a curated record. The transcript has 12 exons. Gene Ontology annotation, cellular component: cytoplasm.
GUCAGCGGAGUUAUCAGUCAAAACAAAAUGGAGGGAAGUUUUGGUUUGAUAUCCGAUCAAUUGUUCUAAAUUCGAUUGAUUAAAGAUGACUAUUGUAGAAUAAAACGACCAUAAGGAUGUUUGGGAACUUCAGGGAGCGUUUUCAGACUGUCAGACACGAUGUGACGCAAGGAUGGAAGUCAAUCGCAGAUAAAGCAAAGUCUGUCAACAAAACUAUCGUCAGAAAUACCACUCUGAUAACUGAUGAACUGGUGGUACUUGAAGGGGAAGACCAGUGCUUUAGUUGUGAGUUGGAGGCUGGCUCAGAGAUUCUUUCCAAGUAUCAGAAGGACUGGGUGGAUCUUCAUGAAGCUUCAAGUUCUUGUGCACAAGAAGCUGAGAACGUUGACCAGAAAAUCAACAAUGCACUGAAAAGAACAACAGAGCUGCGCAAUGUGAUAACCAUAUUACAUGGUGAGCUUGAAAGAUUACCUGACAUCAUUAAACAAGUGCAGGAUGCUUCUGCUAGUGUUGAUGCUAUUAGCAGUCAGACUGAAGUCCUUGAAGGACUGCUGUUGGACUUAGAGGAGGUCUGUGAAAACCUGGAUUUGGAGAGAAGAAAAACAGGGCAGAGACUGAAUAUGAUAGUGAUGCAACAAACAAAACUGGAUAAUUUGGAGAAAUUGAAAGAGGAUCUUGAGAUCGAGCAUGAGUUGAAAAAUCAGAAGAAAGAGUUCUUGGAAAGACAAGAGUCUGUAGAGAAACAGAAAGUCUAUGAAGAUGCCUUUAUUGAGCAAAUGAACUACUACAUACAGUUUGGCCACACUGAAGAACCGAUCUCGACAUUGUCUGAGGCCGGCAGUUCUCUGGCAGACAUCAAGCUAGAUGUUGGAACAUUGGAUAAGGAGUUAGAUGAUUUCCUAGGGCCAGAGGACAAUACAACAGACCCAUCAAUUCCAGCUAAAGUUGCUGAUAGAACUAAGCACAAACGCAAGAAAAACAGUAGCCUAAAGGAAGCCAAAAAUCAACAGAAAAAUACAAGUUCUAAGAAACCAAUCCAAAAAUCCAGUGCUCCAGUUCCGACUUCUAAAGCCACCGACGGUUCAUCGACCACAGACGACAAACUAUCGAUGACAACAGAAGAAACUAUGACUGUAGACGAGAAGUUAAUCAAUGAAACCGAUCAAUCAUCGACUAUUGCUGACUCAAAAGAAACACAACCCUCACAAGACUAAGUUCACUGUACAUAAAAAAAUAACGACGAAGAAAAUUAGGCCAUUUCACUUGACAUCAAAUACGGAAAGAGAAAUCUAUAAUUAUCAGUUACAGUUUAAUUACAGUUAUCGUGAAUCUGAUUGGUUCCCAAAAGGUCAAUAUCCGCGAGAUAUUGAAUACCGCCAAGCCCGCAACGCGCGCAUGCCCAAGAUUUCAUAUUUUAGCCAAUCCGUCAUCAUAUGAAUCAUUAAAAAAUAAAUAAAAAAGAUUUGACAAGCUAGUGCCUUGCUUUUCAAGGGUUCUCGUACCGCUUAGUACAGAAAGCAUGUUACGAAGUAAUAUAAAUGGAUCAGAAUUAAAUGAACUAGAUUAAUCCAA